AACCUUCGAUUUUCAAAUUCGUUUCUCAUCGAGUAUUUAACAAAAUGAAUAAUUAAGCACACGUGACUGAGUUUGAAACUUAACAGCAAAGACAAAUUAAUAGUCAAUUUAAAAUGUUAUUGGGAAUUUCAUCUACAUGGACUAACUAGGCGUAGAAGGAUUAAGGAGAGUUAUUUAAUUGGAUCAAAUGAGCCAAAAUGAUUUCAAAUCUCAAGAACCAGAGAUUCUGCAAAUGAAAUUCAAAUAAUUCUGAUCCAUUUUCGAGAAUUCAAAAAAUAAAAUAAAUUAGUAGAUAAAAAUGAGACUAUCAAAAAUCGCCUAAAAUCCAGCUCUUUAUUCUUAACUGCUCCACUUUGACUCUUUAAAUGUUACAUUUAUUGAAUAUUUAAAACAAUUUAUCAUCCAUUUAUGCACCCAUUUCCCCCACGUUACCUUCUCUCUUUUCUCUUCUUUUUUUUUUCCCUUCUCUCAUUCUUUCUUUCUUCACUUCUCUUUUCUUCUUCUUCUUCUUUUUUUGUUAUUUUGUUUUCUAUCAAUGGGGCUGGUAGCAGGAAAUGAACAAGAAAAAUCCCAGUUAGCAAAAACGAUUUGUGAAUUAUCAGCAUGUGCAAAUCCUCAUCAUCCUCGUACAAACAAAUCUCAUUUUAUCAAUUGGUAUCUUGUGCUUAAUGUUGAUGAAAAUGCAGAUACAUGUAUAGUAAGAAGGCAAUAUCAUAAACUCGCUCUGCAGCUGCAUCCUGAUAAAAACAGCAACUCCAUGGCUGAAACUGCCUUCAAACUUGUAGCUGAGGUGAAAAUUAUGUUCAUAUUCAAAUCUCUCUCUCUCUCUCUCUAUCAUGUGAAAAACUCCACUGCAUGCAUGGCACAGGCAUACUUGUGCCUAUCUGAUAGCACAAGAAGGAGAGCAUUUGAGACAGAGAGGAAGACCAUUUCUUGCAUCAAAUGCAACCCAAAUUCUAGCAAGAAAAUUGAUGCAAAACCAAGUCAAGAAGCAUCGAGAAAUAGUCGACUCCUGACCCGCAUGAGAGAGCUUCGCGCCCGACUAGCAGAGGAAUCCACCAUCAUCGACAAGUGUUUGAUGGCCAAUGCUGCAUCGAGGAGAGAACCGGCCAACGCCCUUGGAACACGAAAAGAGUCCCCGAUUUUCAACCCGUCCGACUACCAGCACAAGAGCUAUCCCCAUCACCGGACGGCAGCCGGCCAAAAGAGGCUUGAAGAUUUGAGGGCAGCCCUCAAAAUGGGAAACACAAGCUUUCACAAUGGAGCAAAUCAAGACUACCCAAUAUUUCAAUGUAGAAAAGAAAGAGUUCCUUCAAUGUCUAGAUGUGCUAGUACCAGAGAUUAUUGAAUAAUAAUACAUUUCUUUCACAA
This is a messenger RNA of Salvia miltiorrhiza (redroot sage), 1371 nucleotides long. RefSeq lists its product as uncharacterized. The coding region runs from base 536 to 1348 and encodes 270 amino acids. The record is from RefSeq and is a predicted model, not a curated record. NCBI's taxonomy places the organism in Eukaryota, Viridiplantae, Streptophyta, Magnoliopsida, Lamiales, Lamiaceae. The transcript is spliced from 3 exons.